AUGUCUCACCCUGCAUUGUGGAUUCGGCUUGAGGAUAGUAAUAGGAAAAGAGCCACUCGGUUUCCUAUCGUUGACGGGAUUAUGAGUCACGAUUUGGAUGAUCUUGCGGUGGAGCUCUGUAAAAAGGGACGAUUCCAAACUCUCAAGAUUGACUCAGAAGAUCUUGAGUUUUUUGGUGAUUACGACAAAAGUCAUUAUGACGACAGCAAUAGUGGCAGUGACGACGGUGACGACGGACCUCUUAGAAGUGACAUUCAACUACAACAUCUGAAGACAACUGCUAAAGCUCCUCUGAUCGUCAGAUAUCCUCUGUCCAAUCGCACGAUCAUUGUCAACGUCAAACUGGCGAACGCCCAACAACAAAUUCACGUUGGACAUGAUACUGGGGCAUGGGAAAACCUUAUUCAUGAGACGGAACAGCGCUACUCCACACUCCAAUUGGACAAUACUAAAUUCUACUUUGUUGACCAGGCCACGAAGAAAGUGACUAUCAAUAGUCCAUUUGUCUUUUUCGACGUGGCAAAAAGAACUAAACCUAAAAGCGAAGACGAAAUCGUUCUCGAUUUCAUUGUCAGGAUUGAAGGCAAGAAGGCAUAUGGGGAGUGGUCUAUUAAGGAUGUUCUCCACGAGCUCUUGCAGGAUCAACACAAAUCUAUAAAUGCUAUACCUAAACUUGACAUUGAUGCUACUUUUGGACCAUACGAGGUUGAUCAGGAGCAGGAAAAGUUUCUCAAAGAAAACCUCGGGAAAAUCACUAAGGCGUUUCAUUAUGUCGUAAGCAACAACGAGGCUACCACCCGAAACUAUAUCAACCCAAUUAUAAUUGAGGCAGUCUCGGCAGUUCAAAAAAGUCAUGCUUCGGUGCGCCUGGCGGUUGACGAACAAUUUGACGGCAGCAAGGGCUAUGGCCGGCUCGAUUAUGUGCUUUUCUGUGAGGAGCUGGCUGUUGUAGUUACCGAGGCAAAAAUGAUUGAUGUUCAAAAUAGAAUCGCCCAAAAUAUAGCCCAAUUACAUACAGCUGUAGAGGAAAGUAAGAAGAGAAAGCGCAGUAAUGGCACACCGAUGUGCAAAGCGAUGUACGGGAUAGUUACUACAGCCAAUGAAUGGCGUUUUCUUAAUUGGGAUAUGAGGAGCUCGACGCCGACAGUAUUGCUGUCAAAACCCUACGACUGUUCGUUCACUAAUAACACGGGCGUUUCGGAGGUCUUGUCGGUAAUUAUCCGGAUUCUUCAGUCGCAAGCAAAUGAUAUCGCAGGCCAAUCUGUAGAAGAGGGAGCAGAAACUGAAGAGAGAGAAAGUCAACGUCGCCGCCUGCAUGAAUCAGAAACUGAAUAG
Paraglomus occultum is the source of this 1335-nucleotide messenger RNA. NCBI's taxonomy places the organism in Eukaryota, Fungi, Glomeromycota, Glomeromycetes, Paraglomerales, Paraglomeraceae. The record is from the annotation of a GenBank genome assembly.